UCAUACUUUUCGUCCUGAUCCCAACAACAUGGAGUUGUUACUGAUAUUCUUCAGCAUAUCAGUUAUAAAUAACUGUGUUUUUUCUCAAGAAUACGAAGACGAUUCAAAAUAUAACCCACCCCAGGUAAACGGAUGUCAAUACAGAAAAGCUUUCUACACGCCUCGUCAGAAUGUACACAGAUUAGAGUCUUGUCUUGACGACUGCAGAUGUGACCUAAAUGAGCAAAGACAAUACGAGAUAAUUUGCCAGAACCAAAGGGUGUGUCCCUUUGAGGAUAGUCGGUGUGAGGAAGCGACAAUUGACGAAUGCGGCUGUAGAUCUUGUAAAAUAGAAUACGACAGCUACGUUAUUUUCAAAACUAAAGAUGACUACAAGUACGUUUUUUACCCAGUACCACUGAAUACGGAAGGCGGGAUCCUAUUGAACUUAAAGGUGACAACCAACAGAGAUGCGUACAUCGGCUUAUCACCGCAGCCGAUGGACUCGAAACCUAUGUACGAGAUCGGCGUUGGUAUCCAUGGCAACCGUGUCUCUGUCAUUCGCCGUUGCAAGCAAUGUAAUUCGGAGAAGAUGAGAGUGACGAAAGGUGUGUUGAAGAAUAAGGUAACAGAACUUUGGCUGUCAUUUGUAGACGGUAAACUUUCUGUUGGUGAGAGUGGACAACCAAGCUUCAUUAGUUUUACAGAUCCUAAUCCAAUUGAUGUCAGGUACCUCGCUAUGGCAACCGGAUAUGGUAGUAAAGGAUUGUGGGAAAUUGCUGAAUUGGAUUAUAAGGCAACUAGUUCGAAACAUAUAUUAACAGGAUGUAGUGAACAAAUUGAUGUUACAAGCGCGUGGCAACAGAUUGAAACAAACAGCGCUCACCGGUUUGGAUUUGAAGUUGAAUCCACUGGCGAUUUCCUGCUAAGACUUUCCUCCAGUGACCAAGAUACGAAUACAAAAUUCUACUAUGAGGUUACUAUCGUCGAAAAACGAAAUCAACUUUCAAAAAUUAGAAAAUGCAAGUAUGACGGAUGUGACGUCGAGGGAGCAAUCGCGAAGACUAACUACUUAAACAUGGAGAGUGCUCAGAGAUUCUGGGUGAUUUUUAGCCCCAAUGGUCUUAUUGAAGUAGGUCUGGAGGGAUAUGCUCCAUUCUUAACCUGGAUGGAUAUUGAUUAUGUGCCCGUCUCAACGCUUGAGGUUUCUACAGGCGGAAGUGCAACGGCUAGGUUCAGCUAUUGUCAGCUUGAAUUUCGAGAUUACAAGAUUUCAGAGUUCACGGCGUACGUUUCCCUAACAACAAAUACUGAUGACUAUGUUUACAUAGACAACAAACUGGUAUCCGAGAGACUAGAGUUCUACAUCAAAGCAUCCAGUGACGUCGUACUAGUACUCUCCCCUAAAAAAGACGAUGUUGAAGUGUACAGGAUCAUCAUAGCCUAUGGAGCAAACGGCGAAUCUACACUGAGCCAUUGUCACAGUAAAUAUGAUUGUGUGAUCAAGGAAUCUACAACUACUCAUGAUAUUUUGUCUGCCACAACACCACGUGGUUUUUGGAUCAUUUUUGAUAGGUCUGGGAGAGUAGAAGUCGGCGAGGAAGACAAAAGCCCAUUUCUGACCUGGCAAGAUCCUUAUCCGUUGGCAGUCAACUAUCUUGCUUACGCCACUACGGAAGGAGGUUAUGCUGCCAUUGACUUCUCGGUUAAUGAACAACCCAGAGCCAGUUACCAGAUAGGUGAAUUUUUGGCUCCAUUCGACGUGAUAACCCGUAGAAACGAUUUUGUGUAUCUUGAUUACUCUUUCGGAAGUGACAGGCGCCUGGAGUUUUACGUCACGGCGGAUAGUGACGUCUAUUUAUCUCUUUCACCAUUUAAAAAUGAUACUGAAUUCUACCAAAUUAUCAUCGCAACGGGAGCCAAAGGGGUCUCGACGUUAAGUCACUGCUUUGAUAAAGACGACUGCCACGUGAAGGCGUCAACGAUUACAAAGAACUUUUUGCCCGGAAACAGCAGAGGAUUCUGGGUAACAUUUGAUCCGUCUGGACAAGUCGAUGUUGGUCGUGAUGGUUAUAGUCCAUUCUUGUCAUGGGAAGACCCAUACCCUCUUCCCGUUAACUACCUCGGAUACGCUACUGUUCCUGGAGGAAAGGUUGAGAUCCAGUUUGAUCUCAAGGAAGAAAAGUCUACAAAAUAUAUAAUCAAAGAAUUUAGAAACCCGUUGUCAUUCAUCUCUACCUCUGACAACUAUGAAUAUUUGGAUUACAAGCUAAAAAGUCGAACUGUUGAAUUCUUCGUCAAGGCGACAAAUGACAUCAGCAUUGCUCUCGGACCAAAUCGGGACGAUGUCGAAUUUUACCGAAUUACCGUUGCUUAUGGAUUGGCUGCAAACUCGACUCUUAGUCACUGCUUUGACAAGGACACAUGCCACAUAAAAGCCUGGGCGAUCACAGACGACUUUUUAACAGAUACAGAGUACCAGGGAUUUUGGAUUAAAUUCAACCCAUCUGGAAAAGUCGAUGUUGGUCGAGAUGGCUACACCGCAUUCAUGUCUUGGGAAGACCCUUACCCACUGCCAACUAAUUUCAUCGGUUAUGCAAGCGUUGAAGGCAGUCGACUGGAGAUUCAAUUUGAAAAGAGAGAUUUCAUUGCAUCAGAUUGUAUUGGUGUUACGAAGAUUGCAACAAUCCGUAACUUACUGUAUCUGGACACAACCAUCAACUCAAAUAGUAUUCGAUUCUUCGCAACUGGACGUGGUGACGUCAUGAUCUCCAUUGGCCCAUACAACAAUGAUACAGAGUUCUACCUGAUCAUCAUAGCCCAUGGAGCCUACAGUACCUCCACCCUCAGCCACUGCUUCACCGCCGAUGAUUGCCACAUCAAAGCGUCGGUAACCUCUAACAACGUGUUUGAAGCUGAUAAAAGAACUGGGUUCCUUAUUGAAUUUAACCCGGAUGGUAAGGUAGACGUGUUCCGGGCUGGACAUUCGGAACCGUUCUUAUACUGGGAGGAUCCGUACCCACUGCCUAUAAAUUAUAUAGGUUAUGCGGUACAAAAUGGGGUAGCCAUGACCUAUGAAUUUUGUCUGAAUGAUUCAGAAUAUUAAAAAUGUGCAUUAACGCCUCUGUUCACAGACAGGACCAUUUUGAACUGCUAAUCGAAUAUUUACGAAAGUUUAAUGUUUGCAGGAAAAAAUUGAUUGCCAUACUGUUCAAUAUGUAACUAAAAUCAUUUUUUUAAUCAUAAAGUUUACAGUUUGAAGCAAAAUAUAUUAUUUCUUUAUUCUUAUAAAAUUUCAAAAUGCCGCCAUUUUCUCGAAAUACAACUAUUGUAAUUCUACAAAAGAGUAAACCUUUUUAAUCGACGUGGGCUGUGGAUACCGAUAACGUACAUAUAGCUGCAUAUUUCAUACUAAUCUAAUAUGUUUAACUAUGUAUUAAUUCCAUUGUUUGACUUAUAGCGAUAGUGAUGAAUAAACAAGUCUGAUAAGCACAUCAA
Messenger RNA from Anneissia japonica, 3477 nucleotides. RefSeq lists its product as uncharacterized. The coding region runs from base 29 to 3085 and encodes 1018 amino acids. The record is from RefSeq and is a predicted model, not a curated record. The transcript has 9 exons. Lineage: Eukaryota; Metazoa; Echinodermata; Crinoidea; Comatulida; Comatulidae.